Molecule: messenger RNA, 699 nt
Organism: Spodoptera exigua (beet armyworm)
Lineage: Eukaryota; Metazoa; Arthropoda; Insecta; Lepidoptera; Noctuidae
Source: the annotation of a GenBank genome assembly
AUGGGUCGGCUCGACCGGAGUGAUACCACGGCCUCACAGAAAACCUGCGUGAAACAACCACAGCGUUGUGUUUCGCCGUUAUGCAUAUGUCUCCGCAUAGUGGGCAUAUCGGUACCAGCACUGAAGCAACGUGGGGAGUCCUCCACGUUAACAUGUGACUAUGACCUGGAAGGGAGUAAGCUGUACUCUGUCAAGUGGUACAGAGACAAUGAAGAGUUCUACCGAUACAUGCCUCGGUUGAGGCCCCCUCAACAUGCACACAAGUUGGACGGAGUCAAAGUUGACUUGGACAAGUCGACGGCCCGCCGCGUCCAUCUUCGAGAGUUGAUCCUUACAUCUCGGGGAUUAUACCGAUGUGAAGUUUCUGAGGAAGCUCCCUCAUUCCACUCUGCGCAAGCAGAAGCUUUUAUGGAAGUGUAUUACUUUCCACGUGAAACUCCUCGCAUAACGGGCCAUGAACGAGCUUAUAAAUUGAAAGAGCCUCUAGAUGUCAACUGCUCAUCAGCCAAAUCGUUUCCAGCUCCAGAUCUACAAUGGGUCAUAGAUGGGCAAAAGAUCACAGACAAAUCAUGGCUAAUUGCGUUUGGAGCGAAGCCGGCGUCGCAAGGGUUACUAGUAUCUACCCUCGGUCUGCGUGCGCCCACCAAGCCACGUAUGAAGCUCAAAAAUAAACUCAUCAAGCUGGAACAAGGCGUUUAG